CCUCAACGUCCUCUGGGUCCGGCCGCGGCGACAGGCUUCCCCCGUUCUCUACUACGACAACGAAGGCGUAGACGGUUGUGUCUUCCUUGAUCCCAUCUUCAUCGAUACUAUCCUCCUUUGCCGUCAUCCGCCUCGCUGUCGAUCACCAUGUCUUCCCGAUCCUUCACGGUAUUCCAGGAUACACCAGUCUCCGAUACCCCUCACCACAAAGAUCCCAGUUUAUCUCCUACGCUAUCCCCCUUGACGUCAUCCACCAUGCAUAUCUCUGCAAACCUUGGUCCUGUCACCGCUACAGACAAGGAAAACUUGGAUCCAAUUACCGGAGAACCCGUUGUCGCCAGUGGUACCAACGGGAAAAAACGGAAAACAAGCGUUCUAGCCACGAAGUCACUCACUCCCUUGGGACCAGUCUUGAAGGAUGUCAAAGACUCCGUCGAAGGUCAACCCGAGACGAAGAAACGCAAGUCUUCCGUCUCUUCGGGCUCGAAGCCGAAAGUGAAGAAGGAUGGUAAAGGGUUGGGAUCAGGGAAGAAGACAGCAACAAAGAAAUCAACGCGCAAGGCGUUAACGAUGCCCAAGGUUGAUGAAGAAGUUGACAUCGAGAGGGACGCCAGAGAACAGGCACUCGUUGAUUCCAGAUGUCGAGAUUUGACUGUCAGCCCCUUGGCCGACGUGUCAGAAGCAUAUAUCAAGUCGAGCGUAUUUGGCGAGGUCGUCCUCGAGCGCCCUGUCUCCGAAGAUUCCCGAUGGCUGUCAAAGGAAUCUUCAUGUGAGCCUGAUAUCCGUGAUUACCUUACCACCGCCCACCUUUCCGCGUCCACGUCGUCUUCAACCCUUCGCGGGUCAUCUCCUGCUUGCGAACCAGCCAAGGUUUUCUCUACCCCAGAGCGCAAGAGAAUUUAUUCCGCGUUUACUUUCCAAUCCCCGUCUCCUGCCAGGACACGUCUUCACAAAAAGUCCAGUGAUUCUAUUCACAUUGGUCCUUUGAACUUCGGUGAACUAGACGAUACGUCAUCAUGAUGAUGCCCUUCCCAAGUCAUUAUGAUAUGUCUUCGCGCCAUAUCACGUCCAAAAUACUUGUCGCCGUCCUUCUCAUUCAUCAUUAACUACCCAUCGCAAUCUUCUAUUUUCAAGCUUCCCUCGCAUGCCUGUCGUAUCCACAAUAUUGAACAUAGUCGCCCACAAUUACAUCAUGUUCAGUUCCCCUUGUUUACAUGCAAACCAGCAUCUUAUUUCUAUUUAUCGCAAGUGUUUUCUUGUUUUCUUUUCUUUCCGUCCUACGCAUCUCCUUGAAAGCUAUCUUUGUGACUUUUAAUCUCGGUAUUGGUCCUGUCAUAGCAAUAGCAUGUAAUUCCAUCACUGCAUUGUUCGA
Marasmius oreades (fairy-ring Marasmius) is the source of this 1372-nucleotide messenger RNA. RefSeq lists its product as uncharacterized. The coding region runs from base 148 to 1020 and encodes 290 amino acids. The record is from RefSeq and is a predicted model, not a curated record. The transcript has 2 exons. NCBI's taxonomy places the organism in Eukaryota, Fungi, Basidiomycota, Agaricomycetes, Agaricales, Marasmiaceae.